AUGCCUCUCAUCGCAUCAACAGGAAAACCCCGCGUCAUCCUUGGGUUGAUGACCUACGGCCCGGACCUCAAAACCGGCGCGCGCAUCACUAGCCUCGACGAAUUCAACCAACAUCUGGACUACCUCCAAUCGCAGGGAUACCAUGAAAUCGACACCGCUCGUGUCUAUGUCGGCGGUCAACAGGAAGCAUUCACGCGCGAAGCUCGCUGGAAAGAGCGCGGACUCAAGAUCGCCACCAAGGUCUAUCCUACAGAGGCAGGACUACACAAGCCCGAGAAUCUGCGUCGGUUGUUCGAAUUAUCACUGAAGGAAUUGGGAACGGAACAGGUUGAUAUCUUCUAUCUGCAUGCGCCUGAUCGAUCAGUGCCGUUUGCGGAGACUUUGGAGGAGGUCAAUAAGUUGCACAAGGAGGGAAAGUUUGUGGAAUUGGGUUUGAGUAACUACACGGCUUUUGAGGUUGCCGAGAUUGUGACCAUCUGCAAUGAGCGAGGAUGGGUGCGUCCUACCAUCUACCAGGCUAUGUACAAUGCCAUCACACGAUCAAUCGAGACUGAGCUCGUGCACGCCCUCCGCAGAUACGGUAUCAGCAUCGUGAUCUACAACCCUCUAGCGGGUGGCCUCUUCUCCGGCAAAAUUAAAAGCAAAGAUAUCAAGCCCGACGAAGGCCGUUUCAGCGACGUCGCCAUUUCCGGCCAACGGUAUCGCGACCGCUACUUCAAGGACGAGACAUUCAGAGCUUUAGAACUCGUCGAGAAUGUGGCUGCCAAACACAAUCUUACGCUCUUGGAGAUUGCGUUCCGCUGGCUCCGACACCACUCCGUGUUGAAAUGGGACAACGGUGGUGAUGAUGGUGUGAUUCUCGGUGUUAGCAGUUUUGAUCAGUUGAAGAACAAUUUGGCAGAUCUAGAAAAGGGGCCUUUGCCUCAGGAUGUUGUUGAUGCUUUGGAUGAGGCGUGGUUGAUUUGCAAGGCUACAACCGCUCCUUACUGGCACAAUGAGCUCAAGUACACAUAUGAUACCCAAGCGGCUUUGUUCAAGAAGUAA
This is a messenger RNA of Talaromyces amestolkiae, 1044 nucleotides long. RefSeq lists its product as uncharacterized. The record is from RefSeq and is a predicted model, not a curated record. Gene Ontology annotation, molecular function: oxidoreductase activity. The coding region runs from base 1 to 1044 and encodes 347 amino acids. The transcript is spliced from 2 exons. NCBI's taxonomy places the organism in Eukaryota, Fungi, Ascomycota, Eurotiomycetes, Eurotiales, Trichocomaceae.